Sesamum indicum (sesame) is the source of this 3127-nucleotide messenger RNA. NCBI's taxonomy places the organism in Eukaryota, Viridiplantae, Streptophyta, Magnoliopsida, Lamiales, Pedaliaceae. The record is from RefSeq and is a predicted model, not a curated record.
CAAUACACGGCGGGGAAGAAUCAGAGAAGAGUGGCGCUGUUUUGGCGUUGCGAAUAACGUUGCCGCCGCCGCCGCGAUUCUUGAAAUCUUUUCGCGGAAUCUUCAAACUAUUGCCGGAGUACCAAAUCCGAAUCUAAGCAUUUUCAAAUUCCACAAUCCCAGCUGCUAGACCUCAAUGAAUCGCCGCCCUCCUUCCUUCCGUCCCCUCGCCGUCGCUGCCAUCUCCGACGCCGGCAUGUCUUAUCGUCCCUAUUUCAGAGGAGGGCGUCCGCAUGGGAGAAGCUACUCUGAAAGACCAUUCCGUCCCGCAAGCGGGGAACGCGGGGAAUUCGUGUCCGGCGAUUCCCACUUCCGUGCAGUUCAAGACGCCAACCGCGGUUUCCGACCCAGUUAUAAUGCUGUUCCUCCACCACCUCAAUAUGUAACGGGUCAGCAGUUGUAUGGACCUGGAUCACAAUCGUACCGGCCAGGUCCGCCUGUCUCGCAGCAGCUUCCUGGGCCGCGCCCCUAUGGGCAACCACGGCAGGUGGGACCAGCUUUUGGUAAUUAUCAGCAGUUUAGACCACAGCAAAGGCCGCAACAUUUCAGGCAAAGGGCCCCUAAGCCUCUGGAUUAUCGAGAUUGGGAGUAUGCAAAACCGGGGCCACCUCGUCAUUGUGUACUAGCUGACUACUUGGCCACCGAUCAUUGGCAAAAACUUUACUUCCACAUUCCUCGCUACAUCAUGGACUGGAAUUGGCGCAAGAAAAAUAUAACUUUUGAGCUUGGAUUAUGGUCAGCUGACAUUUUGUGUUUUCAGGAGGUUGAUAGAUUUCAAGACAUAGCAGCAGAAUUGAAGCCCCGUGGGUACAAUGGCAUCUGGAAGAUGCGAACUGGUGAUCCUGCCGAUGGUUGUGCCAUAUUUUGGCAUGCUUCAAGGUUCAAGUUGCUGCAUGAAGAAUCAAUUGAGUACAAUAAGCUUGGACUCCGGGAUAACGUUGCCCAGAUAUGUGUGUUCGAGACUCUGAGUGGGCAGAAUAAAAAUAAUGCGGCAUCAACUAUGUCUCCAAGGCAAGACUUUUGUUUCAUUUAUUAUUUGGAUCUUCCUAUGAUUUCUCAAAACUUUGUUUUUCAAACUGGAAAAAUGAAGGAGGAGAAGAAGAAAAAUGUGCCUUUACAAGAAGGUGAUACUGGAGUACUAGUGUUGCUCAGUGAUUCUUGUAUAGUACUGAAAUAUUCAUCUUGGAAAUGCAUGUUAGUAUUUACAUAUUUCUUUGAUUACAUUUUUCUCUAUCAGAUCAGGGUGCUCCUGGACAGGGCACAUGCUGUUUCCAAGCUUUGGGAUGAUGCUCCUGUAGUUAUCUGUGGAGACUUUAACUGCACUCCCAAGAGUCCCAUGUACAACUUUAUCAGAGAACAAAAGCUAGAUCUGUCAGAGCUGGCCCGAGAUCAGGUUUCUGGCCAGGCCUCCGCUGAAAUACGUCCAUCUAGGCCUUCUUCUCCUGAUUUUAGGUCACAAGCUGCUAAUGAUUCUAUUCAAGCCGCUACAGUUUAUUCUCAAAAAAGGCAAGAACCAGAUUUGCCUUUAGAUGCACAGAAGUUAAUCUAUCCUCGCUGUUCCCCAGAUACCUCUUCUACAGGAAGCUACUCUGAACCUGGACGUUCAGUGGUGGGUGAUACCCCUGAAUCUUGCAUUAAGAGAUCUAAUGAAUCGCAUAGCCAUGAUACAGCCGAUAGUUGUUCAAGCAAGAGUAUAUUGGCUCCAUCUGUCCAGCACGAUGUCUUGAAUGAAAGGCUUAGUAGCGCUGAAGAUAACACUGAAUCUCCUAUACAUCCAGCUACGGGUACAAAUGAAGUUGCUUUCAUGGAGUGUUCUGGUGAAGAUAUCCACUCCAAGGAGACUGAACUGAGAGAACAAGUCGAAUCGAACUUACAAACAUUCUAUAAGGCCCCAGAUAACGAGAUUAAACCCCUUUGCUUGCCUGACAACCAUUCAAAUGAUCUAACUGAAACAUCCGAGUCCAAAGGGACAUAUGACUCUAAUAAAUCUCAACUUGAGGGACCUUCUGAAAAAUUGUUUUCCAACUCUCUUGGUGUCACUUCUUCGAAAUUUUUGGGGGUUGCUUCGUCUGUUUCAGCUGUAAAUAAUAACCAUGGUAAUCUGUCUUACAGUUCUACUUCAUAUGAAUGUGUAAGUGCUGAUUUCACGUUGGAUGAGAAAUUUGGGGACUUGACACUUAAUAUAACUGAUGGGGUUACACACGAACUCAGUGAGGAUUCUGAAUCAUUUUUAUCUGAAUUACAUAGUACUGGCCAAAGUUCCUUUCCAGCUGAUUUAGAUCCUAGCUCCCCCAGCCAAAAGCUGCAUUCUUGUGGUGGUGAGAUUCUCGAUGAGAACAAUAAUGUUAAUAAUGAUAUUAUACUUCCUGUGGAAAAUUCGUCAUACAAUCCAUCAGCUUGGACUCCAGCAGAAACACAAAUAGCUACAGGUAGUGCAGACUGCAAGAUCAUGGAACAUCCUUUGAAGUUGACAAGUGCAUAUGCAGAAGUUGAGCUACCACAGGCGUUUCUCAGGCACAGUUGAUUACAUAUGGCAUUCUGAAGGGCUGCAAACUGCCAAGGUUCUUGCUCCAAUUCCCAAGCAUGUUAUGCAGCAAACUCGGGGAUUUCCUACAAAGAAAUGGGGAAGUGAUCAUAUUGCAUUGGUUUCGGAAUUUGCGUUCACUAAAGACAUUUCCUCCGAGAAACCCAGCCAAUGAUACUUGACAGUCUUGUUUAUUUCACCUUUGCCGUUCACCGAGCAACCGGAGUGCUCUGGAGCAGGAGCGAAAAUCCCAGGCUCCCUCCAAACAUCAGAGCUUGCUGGACUAUUUUUCUUAUGAGCCCAGUUUCAAUACUAGAUCAUCAUUGGUCUACAGCGAUCGACAGUUGUAAUCGUAGCAAUUAGUAUAGUUGAACUUGCAUCCAUGAUCCAUGAUGAAUGGUGGUUGAUGUUGCCACCCCGGGGCCCGGAAACAUCGUUUUCUUGAGUUGUAAAUUAAGUGGAGAUGUCCUGGACGACUACUGGCUGGAAUCUGGACAGCCUGUGAUCAUCAGUAUUCAUUCACAUGAUAUGAUCAUACGAAAUAUUUCAUCAGCUUGAAUGCAA